GGGGUAGAUACCAAAAAGAAGACGACACACGGGAAAGGGUACAGGACGUGUACGGGGAGAUCAGGACUGUGGACACAUGGUGUGUGUGGGGGGGGGGAUGGCUUUAUGGGGCAGGGAUGUUGCAGGAGAUAUAGGAAUGUCGAACUGUGCUUAGUUGUAGGGGAAAGUCACUUGUGGGCCAUCUGUGUGUAGGGACCAGGGACUGAAUUUGGCACAGGGGUGUAUGGAGAGAGGCACAGACAAGGAUCUGGGAAAGAAACAGGGCGAGGUGGCGAAAAAGCCGUAUGUCGAAAGAAGAAGGAGGUGUUUGGAAGCAUUGCUUCUUUAGAUAAGAAUGCUGUUGGAUGCCUUCGGUCCCUCUGUUCUGGUAAAGAGGAUUUCGAAGCAGCGUUGAGUAUCUAUAUUUAUUGUCCCAGCCCAGUUCCUCGAAAAUACAGCUGACAAUUGAGCGCAGCCCAGCAGCUGCCUAAGAAAGAGACUUUAUAAGCUAUAAGGCACAGGCUUGGAAAGUUGAAGAAAAUGGCCACCGCAGUGGAUAUUGGAUUGGCUCUCACCGAGCAGAGCCAAGGGGAGCCAGCUCCGAAGGAGGCCGAUGGGCUGCCCAAUGUGGUGCAUUGUGGGACCAUUGAGGAGCUGCUCCACCAGAUGGUGCCGCAGCAGGCGCACUCCAGGGCACCCCAGUGCUGGGAGGAUGCCUGGCAGCAAGUGUUACAGGCAGUGGGCACCACAUCUUUGCCACACCUUGGUGAAAAGCUGCAAACUCAAGCUGCUGAUGGGCCUGUGAAGAAUUUAGAGCCGGCGGGUGCAUCUGAAGAACUUGGCAAAGGCGUUGGUGCUCCUGUUGAGGCCUUCCCAAGCAUGUCUCUUCCACUGAUGAACACGUGGGUGCUUCACCUCCACCGUGAGGAUGAUAUCGAAGCCUACCUAGAGGCCUUUGAAUGGACGGCCCAGGAACACUGCUGGCCCAGGAAAGAGUGGCUAGCCCGGCUCAAACCAUACCUGAAUGGCAAAGCCCUCCUGGCCUGCAGCGUCUUGGAGCGUGAGUCGGCUCACAUAUAUGAUGUAGCCAAGGGGAGCAUCCUGCAUCAGUAUGGCAUCACCACGGAGACACAACGCCAGUGCUUCAGGCGGUUUCGAUACCAGGAGACCAAGGGCCCCCGGGAAGCCUGCCGGAAGCUCCAGGCACUCGGGCAACGCUGGCUACAGCCCGAGAAGCACACCAAAGAACAGAUCUUGGAGCUACUGAUCCUGGAGCAGUUCCUGGCUAUCCUGCCGCAGGAAAUGCAAAGCUGGGUCAGGGAAUGUAGCCCUGAGACUUGCGCCCAGGCGGUGGACCUUGCUGAAGGUUUCCAGCUGGGAAAUGAGCCGCCAGUGCCAUUCAAAGAUGUCUGCGUGAAGUUCUCCAAUGAAGAGUGGGCCUUCCUAACAGAGGAGCAACGAGCAUUGUAUCGUGACGUCACGCUGGAGAAUUUCCAGAAUGUGUCCACCUUGGGAGUUCCUCACGAGAAACCUGAGAUAAUGGCUCAGAUACAGCAAGGGGUAGAACUGUGUUUUCAGAGUGAUACCAUGACAGAAACUGCUCCAAAGAGUCAAUUCACAGGAAAUUUUCUGUUUCCAAACUUUAAGGACCAGGCGACGGAAAAGAGGCCUCUUUCGAAAAGGGCCAGCAUGGCACAACAUGAACAGGCCACGGUAACAGAAGCAACUGGGGAAUGUUCGGGCCCAGCGGGAGCAUUCGGGGGUCCCAGCCCUGAGGAACAGCCUCUGAACCAGGGAAACCCGAAGAUGGCCCCGGCCAGAACGCGCCCCAAGAAAAGGCAAGCGUCAGCCCCAAAGGGUCAACCCCGGCAAAGGAAGAAACGGCCGGCAACGCCAGGCCAGGCCGCCCCCGGGAAAAAGUGUCCUCGGCCGUCGCUGCCGGGGGAAACCUCCGGAGGAGGGCAGGGUUCCGGCAACCCCACUUCGACAGCCCAGCCCGGCAAGAGGAAGAGGAAGCCAGAGGCGCAGGAUAGGCCGCCGAAGCUGAAGAAGCAGCCGGCGUCGGUGGGGAAGCCCCCCAAGCUGCGGAAUAAAGCGGAGGCUGCGGGCGAGCCCCCCAAGCUGGAGAAGGAGCCGCCUUUGCCCGAGAGGAAAAGGAGUCCCCGCCAGCAGGAGAAGCGGCCGCCGCCGCCGCCGUUCCUGCUGCUCCAGGCGACCAUCCACGAGGCGGCGGCCUUGCCGGUCAUCACGUGGCACCCUCCGUUCAGCGCCACGGUGGUGCCGGACCUGACGUGCGCGGAGUGCGGGCGCGCGUUCAAGCAGCGGGCCGACCUGCGGCGCCACCACUUCGUGCACACGCGCGAGAAGCCCUACGCCUGCACGCUGUGCGAGAAGCGCUUCCGCCACCCGAGCAACCUGCACAUCCACCUGCGCACGCACAGCGGCGAGCGGCCCUACCAGUGCCCGGACUGCGGCAAGGCCUUCUCGCAGAGCUGCAACCUGCGCACGCACAGCCAGAUCCACAGCGGCAGCAAGCCCUACCGCUGCUGCGUGUGCGCCAAGGCCUUCCGCCACAGCUCCAACCUCACCAUCCACCAGCGGGUGCACACGGGCGAGCGGCCCUACCCCUGCUCCGCCUGCCCCAAGCGCUUCAGCGACCGCUCCACCCUGGUGCAGCACGAGCGCACGCACACGGGCGAGCGGCCUUACGCCUGCCACGUGUGCGAGCAGCGCUUCAGCCAGGUCUCCCACCUCGUCAAGCACAGCCGCGUGCACCCGGGCGCCAGGGGCCCGCCCAAGCCCACCGGGGCGCUCGCCGGCCUGAGCCCCGCCAAGAGCUGCUUCCGGCAGGCCGACGGCAAAGGCGCCUUCAGGGUGACGGCGGCCAAGCCGGACCCGAGCCUGGCCUGGAUCUCCAAGACGUGGGUUGCCUCCUCCAAGGCUGCUGCCGCUCCACGGGACUGCGCCGCCACGUAGAA
Messenger RNA from Elgaria multicarinata webbii, 2957 nucleotides. RefSeq names its product zinc finger protein 583-like. Gene Ontology annotation, biological process: regulation of DNA-templated transcription. The transcript has 5 exons. The record is from RefSeq and is a predicted model, not a curated record. NCBI's taxonomy places the organism in Eukaryota, Metazoa, Chordata, Lepidosauria, Squamata, Anguidae. Bases 520 to 2955 code for a protein of 811 amino acids.